This is a messenger RNA of Lagopus muta (rock ptarmigan), 8662 nucleotides long. It is a transcript of the gene SMAD2, whose product is annotated as SMAD family member 2. The transcript has 9 exons. Gene Ontology annotation, molecular function: DNA-binding transcription factor activity, RNA polymerase II-specific; I-SMAD binding; RNA polymerase II cis-regulatory region sequence-specific DNA binding. The coding region runs from base 7210 to 8520 and encodes 436 amino acids. Gene Ontology annotation, biological process: anatomical structure morphogenesis; cell differentiation; BMP signaling pathway. The record is from RefSeq and is a predicted model, not a curated record. Gene Ontology annotation, cellular component: heteromeric SMAD protein complex. NCBI's taxonomy places the organism in Eukaryota, Metazoa, Chordata, Aves, Galliformes, Phasianidae.
GAGUAGCUUUAUUGUUUGAUGGCUUUAAAACCUCAGUGUUCACAAACUCCAGUGAAUUACGGGGGAAUGAGAAUAUAAAUAAAGAAAGGUUUGAAGUUUGCAGUUGCUUCUCCCUGCCUCGCUCCAUUUGCUUAGCACUAUCUUGGUGGAAGAUAGCAUUGAUUAUCAGUGCCUUUAAAAGAGGAGUGGGGGAGGAUUGCACUAAGAGUGGCUCAAACUUCAGUGUGUUCUUAGCAUCACCUUUAACAGUCAUUUGGGGUGUUCAAUGACUUGUUAGAGAAUUUGUCUGUAAUCGCGUGGUUCAGGAUUGGACUGCACUGACAGUCACCAAAAUUGAACAGGAGUGCAGGUUCAGUUUUCUUUAUGGAAGAAUCUGGCCACGCGUAAUACAGUUUCGGAGAAAAGUUCCUGAGGUUUGUUUGAUCAUAGUAAUAAUAAUUCCCUCCCUUUCCCCCCCAAAAAUAAAGCACAUCUGGAAAAAAGUGAUUUUAAAAAAAUUGAUCUCUUAACUGAUCUUUUUUCCCCUCCUAUAAACCAGGGGCACGAGCAAGAUCAGAUGAGUUUGGAUCACAGCAUAUCUCUAAAUGCAAAGCCCUGCUUGGGUGCUCCUUCACCUUCCUGCUCCACUUGAUCUUUCAGAAGUGUUGAGCACUGGUUGAUGUAAUUGAGUAUAUUGGAGCUUAGAAAUCUCUGCUGCUGAGUGCAGAUUUAAAAACAAAACUUGUCUCCAUCUGUCUAAUCUCCUUCCCACAAUCGUACUGGGAGAACAGGCUUGGUAGUACGUUCUGGCUAACAAAGAAUAUGAAUUAUGGUUGAGACUGAAGAAAACUCCCAAGUUUUCUUUCUAUAAAGAGCAGCACACAGAGUUUUAAUUAUUAUAAAAGUAUUCUAGAUUUUUUCAAAUGUACUCAACGCUGCCUUAAUGACUGUGCAUGUAAAUGCCCUGUAAUUGAAAGCAGCCAUUUAUGGGCCUGACUUGCUAAGUGAGCUGUAAAUUCUGCUUUUCAGAUUGGAUUUAAUGACUUUUAUCAUAAAGCCACAAACUGGUUGUGAGCUGUGCCGAGAGGCAAACAAUACCUAAGCUUACUUUGCCAAAAUAUUUGUAAUUGUGGAUUUGUUAAACUGAAUUGCUGCAGGUCAUGCGAUGGGAUUAGUUUUUUGUAAUAGAAUGGGGAGUGCAGGCAGUGCUGUGCUCAAUACUCUCUGGGCUAGAAGAAAUUAGUGACCACAGAAAAUCUUGCUAAACGUUGCUUUCAACUUCCUGCAGUGCUGCUGGAUUACAGAGAGGAAGACUUUGUUCCAGAUGACUUUUUAUUGUGAUUAAGUGUGUUUGACAGCAAGAGUGUGAAGGGAGACCAAAAGAGACUGUGAGAGAGCAGCUCCUGGGUCUGCUAUCAGUGUAGUCCGGGGCUUCAGCUUGAUUUAAUUAAGCUGGAGCAAGAUGAGCUUAAUGGAAGACACUCUUCAAGCUCUGCCUGUGGUGGAGGAAGGAGAGUUUGAAGAAGUUGGGAAACUGUUAAGUUAUGCAGAUAGAAGCUGACACAGGCACCCAAGUACCUGCUAAUCAGUUCUGGGACUGCUCCUUUCAGAUUUACCCAGCAGCAUUUCCUUUCUAACCUAAUGGAACUGACUCUUGCCUGUUACACAUGGAAAAUUUUAAUCAAAACAAAUUAGGUGAGAAGAGCUUAAACUGCUGUGGUUUGGAAUGCUCAUUUGGUGCUUUUGUGGCUCUGCUGAGGUCUUCCAGUAUUAAGGAGCAAUGCUGUGAGUUCAUAAAUACUAAGUAUGUGGGGAAAGCAUGCUGCUUUGCAGACAGGUGAAUUGGCUGCCUGCAGGUGUGGUACACUUUCCAGGCUUCUAAGAGAAUGGCUAAGAUAUAUUACUCUUAUAAUUAUCUCAAUCAGAGGUCAGUAAAAUUAACGUCUUCUUUCUCGUAUUUCUGGUUGCAUGCAGUUUAGUGUCACUGGGUGAAUGUGUUGCUUUCAGUCUGUUAGUUUUCUUCUAACAGUUUUUUCAUUACUUUUUGAGUACUACUUAGUAACUGGAGAAAAAUUCAACUUCUGAAGCUUUCCUGUUGUCAUGUUGGUGCUUAUUUUGGUUCUGCACGUAAGAGAUGUGAGUUUUCUCAUUUGAUUCGUAAUCAAUCUUUGUGAAAUGCGUGAGAAGAAAUAUGUCUAUGCUCAAAGUAGAUGUCUAAUUCUCCUCAAUGAGCUACACAGAGGAAAAAGUUGUUAUGCAAAGUUUCAAGAUCCCCUUGAGCAUAAUAAACUUCAUAAUCAGCGUGCAAAUUGAGUCUAUAUAACGGCAUGUUGCAAUAUCCUCCUUCUAAGGUUGUCCUGGAGGAGGAAUUCUCUUUGCUGCUGGUCCCCUGGAUCACAGGCCUGCCUUGAGCUCCAGCAGCUCAUGCAGGAGCUGAGUUUGGAGCUUGGCUUUGCCAAUGAAGCUAUGGCCAGAUGGAGCCCCAGGGGACAGUGUUUCCAAGCCCUCCUCUCAGCUGGGUAAUUGGCUGCGGGGCUCAGCUGGGGGUGAACCAUGGCACAGGGCUGGAUUUUGCUCCCAGCUCUCUGCCACCGUCGGCCCCACAGCAACAAACUCCAGCAUCCUAAGCACAGGAAAGGAAGGAAACACUUGAAGCUGUCCUAUCCCAGCCUUAAUGUAGGGAGAGAAGGAGGUGCCUCACCUGAGUUCUGUGCGUGGUUGUUCUUCAGAAACCUGUGUGUUGAACAGCAGGCUUGAGCUUCUCCAGAUGAUAAAAGAGGUAUCUAACACACCUUUGUAGGGUAAGAAGUAGCCCCCAUUGGGACUCAGGGCGUGAUUUGGAGGGUGCAGGAGAAGAAGUGAAAUGUCCCCUCUUGUCCAUUCCUCUAAGUUCUGUAAAUACAACAUAUUCCUUCUGCAGGGAGAAAGAGCUUUUAGUUACAGUGUACAGAAUUCAGGUUUCCUGCAGGGUGAGAUAGUUAGCACUGGGGAAAUUCGUUUCAGAUUCAGCUGUCUUGUUAUUUGGAAUAGCACAGCUUAAAGAUUCCAGAAGCAGGCCAUAAAUUCUGUUAUGUUUCAGUUUAGUACAAGAUGAAAUGCUGCAUCUUUUCUUAAAGUUUCACAGUCUUAAUGACUUUGCAUUGGUGUAGGUGACAUGGAAUACUACAUAUGCUAUAGAUCUUAAAGCUUUAUCUCGCAGUGCUGUUUGGCAUAAUGUAAGAUCUUGCUACUGCCUUAAACAGAUGAUGCUAGAAUUAAUAUCUUUAUUGUGAAGGAAUUAUCAUAGGGAGGCAUGUGGAGGAGAAAGGUGGAUAUUCCCUCUUCCUCUGAGAUACGUGAAACGUUGUGUGCUGGGUGAAAUUGGUAUAGAAUCUUGUCCAAAUUCCAGGAUUAAUGAAAAAAAAAAAAAAAGAACCUUAUAUAUAACAAAAUAGGUCUGAAACUGGGAAGAAGUAAAGUUUUAGACUCUCUUAAAUGCCACAAAAAGGUUUUCCUUGAUUCUCCUUUAGCUUCUGUCCCCUUCAUUGCAGAAGAGCACUUGAAAAUGAAGUUAUUCUCACCCAGGUUGCAUAGAAUAAAACCAGGAGAGAUCAGAUUUCUUGAUUUCAGAUUUAAGAUGAAUGAACUGGUAUGAAAUACACUGCAUAAGGCUUUACAGUAAUUAUCCAGAAGUCACUUGAUAUUUUUGCUUAUAGUGUAUACCAGACACUCAGGAAGGGGAAACUUCCCUUGAAGAUUUCAGUCUGCCUGCAUGCUGCCCUGAAGUUUUCCUUCAUAUUUUACGCUUAGUUAUUGCUGGGAUCAUAGGCUUAAUAUUUAAUCCCCGUUCCAGAGAACCACAGCAGAAUUGAAUAAUAGCAGACAUGAUUCAAACUGCAACUUUAGAAGUUGCCAGCGAUCACACUGUUUGACCAACUAUAGAAACGUGUGCAUGAGGAAGCGGAAUAUACUGCGGGGGUAGAGAUGGAGCAUACCACCACCAUUAGGCAAUCUGCGAGUUUUCCAGCUAUAAUCUGUUGGAUGUAACAGCACGUGUUCCCUGUGUGCCAGCAGUUCUGACACUGGUAGCCCUCUUUCAAACCCUUGAGUACUCGGAGCUGCGGUUUUAAGGCACAAUCUGGCAAAUGUGGUAGGGAUUGAAGUAGUGACAGCUUUCUGCUCCGUGUCACAGUUGUGCUGCCUUCCUCUGGACGUGCUCUGUGAUGCCUUUCUUGUGAUGAGAGGCUCAACACAGAGCACUGAGGUAUGAUCUCACCUGUGCUGAGCACAGAGAGAUGGCCACCUCCGUGCUUCUGCUGGCAGCGCUGUUUCUGAUACAAGCCAGGAUGCUGUUGGUCUUCUGGGCCACCUGAGCACACUGCUGGCUUGUGUUCAGCUGAGCAUCAACCAGCACCCCCAGGUCCUUCUCCAUCAGAUGCGUGGGGUUGUGGCCAAAGAGCAGGACCUGGCACGUGGUCUUGGUGAAGCUCAUCUUGUUGGCCCCAUAGGCCAGCUGUCCAGCCUGUCCAGAUCAUUCUGUAGGGCCUUCCUAGCCCCAGGCAGAUCAACGCUUCCUCCAACUUGGUGUAAUCUGCACACUUCCUUAGGGUGCACUCAGUCCCCUCCUUUGGUUAAUCAAUGGAGUUGUUAAGCAGGAUUGCCUCACUACUGACCCCUGGGGAGCACUACUCAUGGCUAGUUGCCAGCUGGAUGUAUCUCUGUUCAUCACCAUUCUCUGGAUGGUAGUGAAAACAGUAAACAGGCAGGACAGAUGAUUUUCUGCUUUUGGGAUGGGGCACUAAGCUAGAUGCACUGACUUCUGUCAUGUUAGGGUUUUUCUUAAUUACUUUAUUGCUGCUUUUUCCUUGCAUGAUUGAGGUUUGUACUUUGCUGUGCCUCCUGUAGGCAUGGAGAAGCGUGUAACUUCUGCAUAUGUUAAGCUGGCUGAAAGACUGUCCUGUGUGUAUUCAUCACAGUUGGCUGCAGCGUUAAGGUGAACAAAAUCCUGUCCUACUUGUGUCACGUUCUCUUUGCUCACCCUUUGGAAGAAAUGAGAUUGCUGCUGGAGUAGCUUGUUGAAAUGCCUACUGAUAGAACUGGCAAAUCCAUGACAUGGCAUAACCAUGGCUAGAAGAGCAGUCAGAGCCUCCCAGAAUCACACUUACUCUGCAGCCAUGGCAUAUACGUUGUUUUCUUAAAUCAUGUGUCCUCCUAUUUAAAAAUAAAUUGUUUUAAUGUAAAUAUGACAGCGGGACUAACAGAUAAACUGUGCUUUAUGAAAGCAUCUAUGAAAACUAGUAAAUGUGUAAGGGGAGUGGUAGAAGUCAAGUAAAGAAUCUGAAAAUUCUGAUUAGUUAGGGUUGAACUGUCAGUCUUAUGGAAAUGGGGAGAGGAGGAUUUUUGCCUCAGACUAUCUGGAAAAUGUGAGAGUUCAAAUGUAAAGCAAGUCUGAGAUGCACGGGCUUUCUGCAUGUAGUCUAUUUCAAGACUUUAUCAACGUGCAUUUGAGGCAGAAACACAAAUAGUUGUCUGUAUUUAAAAAAAAAAAAAAAAAAAAAAAGCACCAGAAAUUGUAUAUAGAUAUCAGUGUUAUCUCAAGGGAGAGAAUACAGCAAGCUUGGACACAUCCUCUCGGGGGUGUUGUAAAGCUGAAAAUAGAUAAAAGGACAGAGAAUGUUUAGAAGGUUUGAAAGAAUAGGCAAUUCAACAUCUUGGUAAGUGAGACUGCUGAAGUGCCUACUUUAUAAUGCUGAUAAUCAGGGCAGUUGAAAGGUGACAAAUCAGAAGCUGAAGAGUUGGUGAUACCUGUAUUAUAUGUUAGUGAGCUGCAUAAACUUGGGAAGAACGGGUGUGUGGAUGAGCAGUGAUGGAGGUGUUCGGUUGGGGAUGUCUGUCAGUAUUGGCUCCCAGGGAAAACGUAGCUUGAGUGUGCUGCUUAGCACUGGAUUGAAGACGUUGGCUGUUGAGUUUGUUUCAGUAGUUUGCUGUAGCUGGGGCUCCAGUACAACGCUUCUGCAGUCUGCAAAAUGUGACCUCCAGCCUGACUUAUUGGCCACAAUUCUGUAAUAAUUUAACACCACUGAAAGAACAGUUCUUCUCAUGCUGUGGUCUUAUGUGAAGGUGAAACCUUUCAUGUAGGAUAGAUGAGUUAUUAUUUAAAGCUGCCUGUGGAAUAUAACCCAGCUUUUGUUGACCUGUUGGUUCUCAUUGAAAUUGUGAAGGUGUGAUGAAGCAAAAAUCAGCCAGGAAUACCAUAACCUGAAGUGUCCCAAAUGAACCAUUGCUCUUUUGCAGAUGAGAAACCAUACAAGGUGAGGUAUAUUUUGGAUAGAAGGGAGGAGCGUGCCUGCACAGUAUGCACAUAAGCUGCCUAGAAAGCUCUGAUUGUGUAGCUUGAAGGUAACACUUUGUACUUGGCUCAACAAGGUACUAACUAUUACAACUUAGAGUGCUGAAGUUUGACAGCACGGUAAGUUUGUGGAAUUCAGAUAUCCAGUUCCUGCCUGGAAAUAAGACUAGUUCUGACUUCAAUGCAGUGCUUCUGUCUGUAGAUGAUGCUGUCCUCAAACAAGCUCCAAUAGCUGUCUGCUUAAAAUGAUACAGCUGAUUUGGGGCUUGUAUUUUAAUUCCUGAAAGUAGCCUGAUACAAACUGUAAAACUAGGAAGUGUGUGUGUGUAUGUAUGUGUAUAUAUAUGUAAAAUAUAUAUAUGUAUUUAUAUAUAUAUAUAAAAAAAACUGGCUAUCAUUUCUUCCAAUCCGUUUGAAGUACAAAUAGAGACGAAUGCCAGACACAGCUCAAGAUUCAGCAUCCCUCCUGAUGUUUUAUGUGUCCCGACUGGGGUAGUUGAUAUCAAAUGCAAGGGUGUCAGAAUUCAAAACAAACAUAACUGUGACACUCAGGUAGCUACAAAAUGAGACUUUAAAUAUUCUUUAAUGGAUUUUUGAAAGAGUUGAUGAUUUAAAUUAGUGACAUCUUGGAAGGUUGAUUAUCUGUCGGCUGUUGAGUUGUAGAUUAGAGCCACGGAGUAAACUCAUCAUCAAAAUUUAAAGUGAAUUUCUGAUCCGCCUUCUGAACUAUUACCUGAAUUGUUUGGAGGUGGCGUGUCCUACAGCAUUUGAUAAUGGAAGAUCCUAAGCAAGGAAUGUUCUGAGGUAAAACCUCAGUGCUAAUGUGUCUGUUUCGGUUUGCGUUUUUAGGGAUCAGACAGAAAUCUCUAACUGUGUGCUGAGCGUUCUGUCUGGUGGGAAUCAUGUCAUCCAUACUGCCAUUCACUCCACCAGUCGUGAAGAGACUUCUUGGGUGGAAAAAAUCUGCUGGUGGUUCCGGAGGGGCCAGCGGUGAGCAGAAUGGGCAGGAGGAGAAGUGGUGUGAAAAAGCAGUGAAAAGCUUGGUCAAGAAGCUGAAGAAAACAGGACAGCUGGAUGAGCUUGAGAAGGCCAUUACCACUCAGAACUGCAAUACCAAGUGUGUGACCAUACCAAGAUCUCUCGAUGGCCGGCUACAGGUGUCGCAUCGUAAAGGACUUCCGCACGUCAUCUACUGUCGUCUGUGGCGCUGGCCGGACCUUCACAGCCACCAUGAACUUAAAGCAAUCGAAAACUGUGAAUACGCUUUUAAUCUUAAGAAGGAUGAAGUGUGUGUAAACCCAUACCACUACCAGAGAGUGGAGACACCAGUCUUGCCUCCUGUCCUGGUGCCACGGCACACUGAGAUCCUGACAGAGCUUCCACCUCUUGAUGACUACACCCAUUCCAUUCCUGAGAACACUAAUUUCCCAGCUGGGAUUGAACCACAGAGCAACUACAUACCAGAAACACCACCUCCAGGAUAUAUCAGUGAAGAUGGAGAAACGAGUGACCAGCAGUUGAACCAAAGCAUGGAUACAGGAUCUCCAGCAGAGCUGUCUCCCAGUACUCUCUCUCCAGUCAACCAUAGCCUGGACUUGCAGCCAGUCACUUACUCGGAGCCCGCAUUCUGGUGUUCAAUAGCAUAUUAUGAGUUGAAUCAAAGAGUGGGAGAAACCUUCCAUGCAUCACAGCCUUCUCUGACUGUAGAUGGCUUCACAGAUCCAUCCAAUUCCGAACGGUUUUGUCUAGGCCUGCUUUCCAACGUCAACAGAAACGCGACAGUGGAAAUGACAAGGCGGCACAUAGGGAGGGGAGUGCGUCUCUAUUACAUCGGCGGCGAAGUCUUUGCUGAGUGUCUCAGUGAUAGCGCAAUUUUUGUUCAGAGCCCCAACUGUAAUCAAAGAUAUGGCUGGCAUCCUGCAACUGUCUGCAAAAUCCCACCAGGAUGCAAUCUAAAAAUCUUUAAUAACCAAGAAUUUGCUGCUCUUCUGGCUCAGUCUGUGAAUCAGGGUUUUGAAGCAGUUUAUCAGCUUACCAGAAUGUGUACCAUCAGGAUGAGUUUUGUUAAAGGAUGGGGAGCUGAGUACAGGCGGCAGACCGUGACAAGCACUCCUUGCUGGAUUGAGCUCCAUCUGAACGGACCUCUACAAUGGCUGGACAAAGUAUUGACUCAGAUGGGCUCCCCUUCAGUACGCUGCUCCAGCAUGUCGUAAAACUCCUUCCUCUGCUACCAGUGGGCUAAAUACUAAGACCUAUCAACAGACUUCAUAGAAAAGCUCGUCUAUCGUAGUAUUUGUGUGUGGUCCUCAUGAACUCUUUACUAUCCAAAAAAAGCUUUUUUUUUUUUUUUUUGUU